Messenger RNA from Seminavis robusta, 594 nucleotides. The record is from the annotation of a GenBank genome assembly. Lineage: Eukaryota; Bacillariophyta; Bacillariophyceae; Naviculales; Naviculaceae.
AUGGAGAUUGCACGCAGCAUUCAGAUGGGCACUAUGUACACUGACCUGUCUAUUGCGAACCCAGGUUCUGAUGCCGCAGCCGUGAGGAUCAACACUCUCAUCAAACUUUUGAAUAUUUGCUUCCACGCUGAUAAUUUCACUGCCUUUGUUGCUCUCAACGACAGUAAGGGACGCAAGGACUAUGAAGAACAGCCACUCUCAGAGCAGGGAGUUAGCGGAAAUCCCGUGAAAGACUUUUGGCUUCUUGUCUCAGACACGAUGAAUGAGACGGAUGAUGAUUCAUUUGACACCGUCUUAGGAUUGCAAGAGGGAGAAAACGACAGGCUCAGUGCAUGGAACCAAGAAAACGGUUUCAACCUUAAAGAUAUCAGCCGUGGCCACACAUUCAAGACGGUUAAGCAACAUGUGUGUGACUUGAUGAAGUCACGCGAGAGAUGCCGCAUGGAAAUGAAGAAAUCCGCGUUUAUGAGCAACGAUUUGAAAAGUGACUCUACGAUUGAAUUUGCCGGGAGCGCCGAUUCCGCUGGUAGCAAAGCUGGAAAAAUGGCUGUAUCCGCCGUGGUGGAAUACCUUGCCACCGCCACCACGAUUUGA